GGUCUGUGCGGUCUUUCUGUGGUCGUUUCUGCUUCUGAGAGAGGAACUAACAAGAAAAACAAGCUCAAAGGGAGAAAAGUGGCAUUUGCGCAAACAGUAGCAGUUACAAUGGAGGACUUGGAGGUGCACACAUCUUUAGGACCCACCGACUCAUCACUAUCAGAUCACGGGUCUUGUGAGAAUCUGACUUGCUACAUGGUCCUCACGCAGCUGGAGAAAACAGCCAUCGGCUCCAUCUGUUUCCUGGCGGGUCCUAUCACCCUGUUGGAAAACGCUCUGGUGUUGGUCGUGAUUGCAGCCACAGCCACCCUGCGACAGCGGCCUUCAUUUAUUUUCAUCGCCAGCCUCGCUCUGGCAGACGUCUUCGCCAGCUGCUUCUUCACCACCAGCUUCCUGGACUUCCAUCUCUUCUAUCACAGUGAUGGCCCCACCGCCUAUCUCUUUAAACUAGGCGGAGUCACUAUGGCCUUCAGCAGCUCUGUGGGAAGUCUUCUUCUGACUGCUCUGGACCGAUACCUCUGUAUCCACCAGGCCUCUAGCUAUAAGGUGCUGGUGACCCGCCGGCGAGCGGUGCGGAGCCUGCUGGUCCUCUGGAGCGCCACCAUCUUCAUGUCCUUCCUGCCUCUGAUGGGAUGGAGGUGUCCCAAAAGGCUUUCUCCACGAUGCUCACACCUCUUUCCCUACAUCAACCAGGGCUAUCUGGCCUGCUGGACCAGCUUCAUCCUGGUGCUCCUGGCUCUCAUUUUGGUGGCUUAUGCUCUCAUCCUGUGGACUGCACACCGCCAUGAGUCCUCCAUGACCAACAUCCAGGUAGCAGCAGCGACUGGCCAUGCCCGCAUGAGGAUGGAUAUUCGGUUAGCACGGACCUUUGGCCUAAUUCUCCUCAUCCUUGUGGGCUGCUGGCUUCCUGCGCUCUCCUUUAUGUUAGCUGAUGUCUCCAUGUCCCUCACCCACAACCAACAGCGGGCCUUCGCUUUCUGCAGCACCCUCUGCCUGGUCAACUCUGCAGUCAACCCACUGCUGUAUGCACUGCGCUGUCGAGAGCUAAGAGUUGCUUUACUGCAGUUGCUACAGAGGCUGUAUGAGAUCGGGAGGUGUAAAAAGUCAUCAGAGAACCUAACCCCAGGAUUAGCCUCUGCAGAAGACAACAACUGUACUGUCUGCACUGAGGACGGGACACCCAGGAACAGAUCUAACAGACUUAGCUCAAUCUCAGAGAUGGUAAACAAUCAGCAACCGGACAACACAAAAUGACUUCCUGUACAGAUAGAUAGGUGUGUGAGGUGAUCAGACAGACAUCAUCCAGAACAUCAAAUAAGAUCUACAAUAAAAAAUACUGGAAAGCUGGAAAAUACUGGCUUGCCUUUUGAUAUAUACAAAUGUAGUAGAAGCUACUGACAUCAAAAUGAUCAAACUUAACAACAUUACUAACAUACAAGGGAAGCAAACAUCUAAACAAUGUUGGAACAUGUUUGUUUGCAAUUACAAAUGCACCAAAAAGACAGCUUGUAAGGAUCAAACAUUUACUUCAGUAGCCUUGUUAUGAUAUCAGUAUAGUACUGAUCACAGAUUAGCUGGUCAUAUACCACUCAGUGAACCACCAAGAAGCCCCUAAAAUCAACACAUUUCAGGUAAAUGAUCAUAUAACCAGGACUCUGGAAUAGCUCAGUCGUUAGGUAAGGUGCAGAGGUUACAGAUCUGGUUGCCUUGGCUGCCGUUUCCGAAUCCAAAAGGUGACGCUGUUUGGUGCAUGUCACCCCCCCACUCUCUGUCCCCACGUUUCCUACCGACUAUAGCGUUCCUAGCCAAAAAAAGGCAUGAGUAAAAAUAAUAAUCCUGGGGGAAAAAAUUAUAUUACAGUAAAAAAGAACAAAAGUUUGGUGCUGAGGAUGUAAGGUUAGUCAAAGCUAUAGCCAUAUGUCAGCAAUAGCAGUGUUUUUUUCAGUGAUUUUAUGUAGGCCUAUGUUUUUUAAAAUCUCUUAACCCACUAGGAAUAGACUUUGUAUCGGAAUUGGUAUUGCAAAUGAAUAAAUUAUAUCAGAACAUCCCUUUAUCCUAGAAGUUGUUUUAUCUUAAUGACACAAUUAUUUAUUUGUAAAAAAAAAAAAGAAAAAAAAGGAAAAUAAUUAUAGUGUGAUAUCAAUAUUCCGGAAUAACUAUACACAGGUUACAUACUUAAAUGGAGAUACAGCUUCUCAUCGGUAUUAUUCUAAGCCAUGCAAAAAGUCCAGCGGAACCCUCUUUUUAAAGUGACAUAAUGUCAAGUGACCAGCCAACCCCUAACCUUUGACCUCUCUGCCCCCAUGAAAGCACUUUAGCUCUCUCACUCCUAUGACAAACCCUGUCCUGUGAACUGAACUGCUGACAUAACUUUUGUGGGUCGUGUCAUAGUAGAAAGGUAGAUUUAUUGUUUUUCCUACUUGUUCAUGUUCAAAGUAUAUUUGUCUCUGCGUGUGCAUGAACACAGAGGACACUGUGAGAUCCCUAUUCUAUCUGCACAUGAAUGCCAGGACUCCACAAAAGCUCCAUGCACGGGGAGGCGUCACACAAUGUUCCCCCUAUGUGUUCACCACAUGAAUCCAAGCAGUGUGUGCAGAAGUAGAUGGGACAAAUGAUGCAAGGAGGAGAACGAACACAGGCCCUGGAACAUUCUUUGAAAUUGUGACAGCAAGCAGCUGCAGUUAAAGCGCAGACUAAAAAAGGAAUUAGAGUCAUAUAAGCCUAUACGGUAUCAAAAUAGAGAAUCACACAAGUCCUAUGAUGCUUAGCGAUCUUAAAUCAUUGGAUAGGAACACAUUGAAAUCACUGUAUCCACUGAUUAAAGAAACUACUUGACCAUU
Molecule: messenger RNA, 2840 nt
Organism: Labrus bergylta (ballan wrasse)
Lineage: Eukaryota; Metazoa; Chordata; Actinopteri; Labriformes; Labridae
Gene: cnr2
Product: cannabinoid receptor 2
Biological process (GO): adenylate cyclase-activating G protein-coupled receptor signaling pathway; regulation of metabolic process
Cellular component (GO): cytoplasm; plasma membrane
Molecular function (GO): cannabinoid receptor activity
Source: RefSeq, a predicted model, not a curated record